Capsicum annuum is the source of this 2674-nucleotide messenger RNA. Its product is annotated as ubiquitin fusion degradation protein 1 homolog. The record is from RefSeq and is a predicted model, not a curated record. Lineage: Eukaryota; Viridiplantae; Streptophyta; Magnoliopsida; Solanales; Solanaceae. The transcript is spliced from 10 exons. The coding region runs from base 226 to 1173 and encodes 315 amino acids. Gene Ontology annotation, cellular component: VCP-NPL4-UFD1 AAA ATPase complex. Gene Ontology annotation, molecular function: polyubiquitin modification-dependent protein binding.
UCUCUUUUUCUCAAGGAAUCAAAUUGUAUGUUUCCCCUUUCUUUUUCUCUCUCUUAUUUUCCCCCUUUUUCUCUAAUUAGACGAUCAACUUUACUCCUUUUUUGCUGUGAUCUGUUAUUGGUGAAACACGAUUUUUUGUAAAUUGUCUAAUAUCACAGUUCCCUGGAGUUUUUAAGAGUUGGUUAGCUGAGACAGUUGAGUUCGGGCUACUCAGAGAUUGAAACCAUGUUUUUUGAUGGGUAUGGAUAUCAUGGAAGAUCAUUUGAGCAAACGUACAGGUGUUAUCCUGCAUCAUUCAUUGAGAAGCCACAAAUAGAAAAUGGAGACAAAAUUAUAAUGCCUCCCUCUGCUCUUGAUCGUCUAGCAUCACUUCACAUUGAUUACCCAAUGUUGUUUGAGCUUCGAAAUGCUAACACGGAACGGGUUUCUCACUGUGGUGUAUUGGAGUUCAUUGCAGAGGAGGGCAUGAUAUAUAUGCCAUAUUGGAUGAUGGAAAAUUUAUUCCUACAAGAAGGCGAUAUUGUGACAGUGAAAAAUGUAACUCUUCCUAAGGGUAAAUAUGUCAAGCUGCAACCCCACACAAAGGAUUUUCUGGAUAUUUCUAACCCAAAAGCCAUCUUGGAGACGACACUCCGAAACUUUUCCUGCUUAACCACAGGAGAUAGUAUUAUGGUGGCCUACAACAAUAAAAAAUAUUAUAUAGACAUUGUGGAGACCAAGCCUUCUAAUGCAAUAAGUAUUAUUGAGACAGAUUGUGAAGUAGACUUUGCUCCUCCACUUGAUUACAAAGAACCUGAAAGAACGGGUCCUUCUCGUCCAAGCAAGGCUCCAGCAGAAGUUCCAGAGGCUGAAGCAGAAGUUGAGCCAAAAUUCAACCCUUUCACUGGUGGAGCGAGACGUUUGGAUGGAAAACCCUUAAAACAGCAACCUCCACCUUCUUCCUCUUCUGGGUCCUCAGACAAGCAAGCCAAUGUUACUAAUGGUGGUAGUAAGUCUGGUGCUGCUCCAAGCUCUCAAACUUCCACUCGUCAGUCCCAAGGGAAGCUUGUAUUUGGAUCAAAUGCAAACCGCGCUCCUGAAAAACAGAAGGAACCCGUGAAAGAGGAAGCUCAAAAGAAAGAAGAACCCAAGUUUCAGCCUUUCUCUGGGAAAAAGUACUCCUUGAGGGGUUAAGUUCAUAUGUCCAUUUCUUUUGUCAGUCAAAUAUCAGAAUUAUGUCAAACAUAUUGUAUAAUCUAUAUUAUUGGGUUUCAUUGACUGUUGCAAAAGCUGGAAUGAUGUACUCCUAAUUAUUUCAGGAGAGGGAUCUUAAAAAUGGUUGGUUGGCGUAGACUCCUUUAUAAAAAGCACAAUUUGUUUUAGUACUCUAGUUUUGUUUUGACCACCGAGUUUGUUGUACAACAACUACAACAACUUGUGCAGUAAAAUUUCACAAGUGAGGUUUAGAGAGGGUGAAGUAUAUUGUAGAUCUUACCACUACCUCGAGGAGGUAGAGAGGUUAUUUCUGAAAGACGAAUAAUAUACAUGUGAAGUGAGAUAAGUUGAGUUUGGUAUAAUUCAAAAAAUUUGCCUCAGUAUAGGAACAACUCUGAUGAUGCAACUUGGUGCACGAGCAGCAGUUACCAUCUUUCUUGGUUCGAUUAACUAGCGACAUUACACGUUGGAAUGGUCAGUCAAUUACAUGUUCAAAUUUUUAUAAUUUAGGUAUGAAAAUUUAGUGAAUUUCCAAAUAUGUAGACAGUUUUUGAAGUUCAAAUUCUUAUAUAUAUAAAUUCAUGAACGAUUUCUGGGAGUAUUUCUGCAUUUUAACUGAGGACAUUUUCUUGAAGAAUUUAUUUCUGCAUUAAAAUCAAUGGUGUAAAAAGUGGCCUAUGUCUAAAUAUUAUUGGGUGUGGCAGCUUAUUAUUUUCAUUUUAGUAGAAAAAAAAAAUAUAUUUUCGGUCAAUUGAACAUCAGAAAAUUGAUUUAUUUUAAUUUUCUAAAGUCCCAAACAUAAAAAAAAAAAAGAAAAGAAAAGAAAAGAAAAGAAUUAAUAAUAAACUUGCCCCAAUAAUUCAAAAUAAUUAAUAAAAAAAAUCGUAAAAGCAUUAAUCAGAGAAUCAGACCAUUCUAUCAUAUUCCCCCUUCUAUUUUCUUUUUCAUUUUCGGGUCUAGGGUUUAAUCAGUACGGUAGAAAGGGAGUGAACGGGUAGUAAGGUACCGGGAAAUGGCGAUUACACAGUGGUGCAUCUCAGCAGCGAGGAGAAUGACGGUGAUGAUGAUGUCACAACGUAUGGGAUAUUCAUCUUCAGCGGCGAUUGGAGGUCCGAUGGUUUGCGGGCGAGGGGACAAGAGAACGAAGAAAGGGAAGAGAUUCAAAGGUUCGUAUGGCAAUUCAAGGCCCCAAAAGGAUAAGAAAAUCGAACGCAUCAAAGAUAAAGUUGAGGUUCCCAGGUCUACCCCUUGGCCUCUUCCUUUCAAACUCAUCUAGUCUUGCUUAAUUAUGUUCUUCUUAUGAAUGAAUGUGUUCACUUCUCAAGACGUGUAGACCAAUUGUGUUUUGAUUGCUUUGUUCAGCUACUAGCUCUAUUGCUAUUUCCAUACAAAGUUAUUAUCAUAUCGCACUUUAGAAUAAGAGCUGAAUUUACAUUUCUGUGAUUAAAAUAGGUGCUUUAUCAAAACUCACUUUUGGUUA